Molecule: messenger RNA, 490 nt
Organism: Elaeis guineensis (African oil palm)
Lineage: Eukaryota; Viridiplantae; Streptophyta; Magnoliopsida; Arecales; Arecaceae
Source: RefSeq, a predicted model, not a curated record
UUCUUCUGGGAAUUACAGAUCGUGAGUUAGAUGUCCUAGAUACAUUUGAAGAUGUGGAGUAUGAGAGAAGAGCUGUUGAAGUCUCAUUAGCUGAUACAGCAGAGAAAUUACUUGCUGAUACGUAUGUUUGGGGUGACAAGAAUGACCCUAACUUGCAUGGUGACUGGGAUUUUGAGGAAUGGAAGCGAUUGCACAUGAAGGAUUUUCUUGCAAUGACAAUGGGUUUUAUGGAGGAGCUGGAACAACCUGAAUCAAAGACAAGGGUGGCCACAUAUGAAUCCUAUUUUCAGCAGGGAUGAGAUAAAUUAUUAUUUGCUAUCAGAAGUAUUUGGGUAUCAACUAUAUUCUUUUUAUGGAACAACUGAUAAGUUUGGAGAUAAAGGCAACCGCUUCAUAAUUUUUAAUUUGCUCAGUUAUUUCAGUUUUAAUCUAUUUUUUAAUGGAAGAUUGUGUUACCGAUGCAUCAAAAUAGUACCAUGCUGCUUAUUUA